AUGCUGCUUAAGCAUGGUUCGAACGGACUGCGAUACCAAAGUUUGUCCAAGCUGGGUCGACGAAUCCCUUGGAUUCCGCAUCAGGCAUCCGUCAGUUCGCUUGCUUUCCCUUACCUGAGCUCGACGCGUCUAAAAGCGAAUUCACGUGUAAACCAACCUCGCCAACCGCGGUUCUCAUACAUCCCAAUUCGUGGUGCCAAAAGGAAGACGCAGGUUAAUUUGGAAGAUUUGCCGCAGGGAAUCAUUGGGAAUGAUGGCGAACCCCUCCCACCUCAGGAUGUUGACGAGCCAGAGUAUCCACCGCUUCUUCAGCAGGUGCGGAAUAACAUGCUGAAAUUUAGCCAUUGCGUCCUCCUGACACGCGUUGGUGGUUUUUAUGAGCUAUACUUCGAACAUGCCGAUGAAUAUGCACCGCCACUGAAUAUAAAGAAGUCGAGAAGAAAAGCACAAAAGGGCAGUAAACGACCCGCAGUGCCCAUGGCUGGUUUCCCCGUCUAUCAACUCGAUCGAUACCUCAAGAUUCUCGUGCAGGAUUUGAAUAAGCAUGUUGCCAUUAGUGACGAGUUCCUCAAUGAUGCUGCCACCAGGGCCAAAGGCGAAUCACUCUAUUCGCGUAAAGUAUCCCGUAUCGUGACUCCCGGGACGUUGAUCGAUGAGCAUUUCAUGGACCCUUGGCAGAACAACUACCUUCUGAGCAUUCACGUUGACCCUGAAGCCCUGAAUGUCAACGACGCCGUUGUGAAAAGUCCUGGCAGUCAAAGUGUUACUUCCAUGCUCAAUCUUCCCCGGACAGAGGUUGGUCUUGCUUGGAUCGAUCUCUCUAGUGGAGAUUUCUCGACCCAGACCACAGACAUCGCAUCACUUCCCUCGGUUGUGGCACGGAUAAAACCGCGUGAGAUUGUUUUGGAUAGUAAAUUUGAAGAGGACGGUCAAUCGCGUAUCGUCUCGAUCCUGCAGGACGAUGGCCAUAUCAUUACUUUUCAGCGGCCGGCGGAUAACCAGUUGACUCUUAAGGAUUGGAUACCGAUGCUCGAAGAGGUAGUUGCUGAUUUCGAUACUUCGGACUUCACGAACUCUGAGGUGGCUGCUGGUGGCUCCCUCUUGCAUUACGUCAAACACCAGCUGUUGGACUCAAGGACAAGACUACAAGCGCCGGUUCGGCACCAACCCGACGAUCAUAUGAGCAUUGACAGGAACAGUCUUAGAGCUUUGGAAAUACGAAGCACUAUACGAGAUGGAACCUACGAAGGAAGUCUUCUUCAUUCGCUGAAAAAGACGGUUACAAAUAGUGGAACCAGGCUGUUGACCCAGCGUUUGUCUGCCCCUUCAAUGUCUUUAUCAACUAUCAACGAACGCCUUGAUCUUGUCGAAGAAAUGAUAGAGUACCCACAAUUACGACAAGACGUGAUAACUUUACUUAGCCACACGUUCGACUCCCUCCGACUAGUCACUAAGUUCACGGUUGGUCGUGGAGACGCGGAUGAUCUUCUUGAACUUUCAAGGACUAUUUCGACCACAGUCACGCUUGUCAAUACGCUUCAAGAGCACUCGCAAACGCGCAGUAGUAUUUUUAUUGGCAAAGAAAAGCAGGAAGUUGAGCAGCGUCGCCGGCAAUGUGUGCCCAGAUUAAUCAAACGAUUUGAUCUAGGUACACCCCUUUCACUAUCGAAACGGAUCGAAGAAGCGAUCGAUGAAGAGGGACUGUUGGAACAGCAUCGCAUUGAAGAUGACGAAGCGGCGGAAAUGACAGACCUUGCGCAAGAUGUCCUUGGAAAGGAAGCCGGAGAGGAGGACCUCAAACAAAUUCCCAAAAGAAUCCAGCCUAAGCCUCAUGUGAUUGCUCCCUCUUUCAAGCCCGCUACGGAUGGUAGGGACGACAUCUGGAUCAUGAAAAGGAGCGCGAGCAAGAAUCUAGAGAAGCUGCAUGAUACUCUUGAAUCUCUUAUCGACUCGAAAUCCCAGCUCGAGUUGGGCCUACGAGAAAAACUCUCGGCGUAUAGUCUAGUUUUAAAAUGGACCCCAAACCUUGCUCAUAUAGCCCAUGUGAAAGGUAAAGACGUUGCUCGGGUUACUCCACACUAUCCGAAGAGCCUCAGUACCAGCAAAUCUACGCGAUCGUUCCAAGUCCCAGAGUGGACACAAUUGGGGGCCCAGAUGGACGAAACACGUUACCGUAUUCGUAAUGAAGAGCAGAAAGUCCUUACAAGCCUUCGCGAGGAUGUUGUACGAAACCUGGUCAAGCUGCGUCGCAAUGCAGCCGUGCUGGACGAACUUGACGUGGCCUGCGCGUUCGCCUUACUCGCCGUCGAGAAACAAUUUGUACGCCCCAUCCUGAACUCGGGUACGUCGCAUAACAUCGUUGGCGGCCGUCACCCGGUGGUCGAAGCUGGGUUGAUCGAUCAGGGGCGGAAGUUCGCUGUGAAUGAUUGCCUACUCGGAGACAACGAGCGUAUCUGGCUCAUCACUGGGCCAAACAUGGCGGGCAAAAGUACAUACCUACGACAAAAUGCCCUCAUCUCCAUUCUUGCACAAACAGGUUCUUUCGUACCUGCUGAGUAUGCCGAGAUUGGGCUAGUAGACAAAGUCUUCAGUCGAGUGGGGUCAGCAGAUAAUCUGUAUCAGGACCAGUCAACUUUCAUGGUGGAGAUGCUGGAGACUGCUCAGAUUCUCAAGGAAGCCACACCUCGCUCUUUCGUCAUCAUGGACGAAGUGGGUCGAGGCACAACACCAGAAGACGGAAUCGCCGUUGGAUAUGCUUGCCUGCAUCAUCUUUAUCACAAGAAUCAAUGCCGGACAUUGUUUGCAACCCACUUCCAUGCCCUCGCCGAUAUGACGAAUGGUUUCGAAAAGUUAGCAUGUUAUUGCAAUGAUGUAUCGGAGAAGGAAGACGGAACAUUCUCUUAUGUACACCGUCUGCGGAAAGGUGUGAAUCGAGAAAGCCAUGCACUCAAGGUUGCACGGGUUGCUGGGUUACCCGAAGAAGCAGUAACGAUAGCUGCAAUGGUUCUUGCUGAGCUCAAGUCUCAUCGACCAAAAACUGAACUUGUCGAAGCUAACAAAUAG
Molecule: messenger RNA, 3063 nt
Organism: Aaosphaeria arxii CBS 175.79
Lineage: Eukaryota; Fungi; Ascomycota; Dothideomycetes; Pleosporales
Exons: 2
Coding region: 1-3063 (1020 amino acids)
Biological process (GO): mismatch repair
Cellular component (GO): nucleus
Molecular function (GO): ATP binding; mismatched DNA binding; ATP-dependent DNA damage sensor activity
Source: RefSeq, a predicted model, not a curated record